This is a messenger RNA of Exophiala mesophila, 1734 nucleotides long. RefSeq lists its product as uncharacterized. The transcript has 4 exons. Bases 225 to 1640 code for a protein of 471 amino acids. Gene Ontology annotation, molecular function: flavin adenine dinucleotide binding; oxidoreductase activity, acting on the CH-CH group of donors. The record is from RefSeq and is a predicted model, not a curated record. Lineage: Eukaryota; Fungi; Ascomycota; Eurotiomycetes; Chaetothyriales; Herpotrichiellaceae.
ACGGUUUGUUGUCUGACUUGGGAGUUCAACCGCCUAAGCUUCCCUCACAUAACCCAUGAAUCUGACAACAAAAGAGUCGUCAAGACUACGCCUUGACUUGAAUUGAGCUUUUGCAUGACCUGAGUAUAUUAAUCUUGAUCCCUCAUCUCAUUAUAUUCUUCUCAAUUGAGGCUGUCACCACUUGGACUUGAAACUACUCCUUUUCUGCUGUCUUAAUCCUCAAUAUGUCGGUUCCCUACCUUCUCAAUAGCCCCUCGGGCCACAUUCCUGCCUCGCAACGUAUUCCCAUCAUUGCUCAGCCAUGGGUCUCGGACAGAGCCAAAAAGACAUUGGACCUGGUUGAGCGGUUCGUCGAAGAAGAAUGUAUUCCAGCCGACGCCGUCUUCGCCCAGCAGGUUGGCCAAGGCACUGUCGCCCGAUUUGACUCGCAUCCUCAGGUGAUUGAGGAUCUUAAGACCAAGGCCAAGAAACUCGGAUUAUGGAACAUGUUCCUGCCCAAGAACCAUUUCAAGGAAGGGGCCGGUUUCAGCAAUCUUGAGUACGGCCUCAUGGCCGAGUAUCUUGGCAAGUCUGUUACUGCCAGUGAAGCCACCAACUGUGCUGCCCCCGACACGGGCAACAUGGAGGUUUUUGCCAAGUAUGGUACUGAGGAGCAAAAGAAGAAGUGGCUUGUCCCUCUUCUGAACGGCGAAAUCCGUUCUGCUUUCCUCAUGACGGAGCCACAGGUUGCCAGCUCUGAUGCCACCAACAUCGAGCUGGAUAUGAAGAAGGAUGGCGACUACUGGGUUUUGAACGGCCAGAAAUGGUGGUCCUCAGGUGCCGGUGACCGCCGAUGCAAGAUUUACAUUGUCAUGGGCAAAUCGGACCCCAACAACUCAAACCCAUACAAGCAACAGUCUGUGAUCCUGGUCCCCGCAGAUACUCCGGGUAUCACCAUCAACCGCAUGCUUUCGGUCAUUGGUUUCGAUGAUGCGCCCCACGGACACGGUCAUCUCACCUUCAAUAACGUGCGUGUGCACAAGAGCAACAUGGUUCUGGGUGAGGGCCGUGGCUUCGAGGUCGUCCAGGGACGUCUCGGACCUGGCAGAAUUCAUCAUGCCAUGAGAUCAGUCGGAGCUGCCGAACGCGCACUAGAGUACUUCAUCGCUCGCCUGCACGACCCUGCCAAGAAGCCAUUUGGCAAGCAGUUGUACGAGCAUGGCAUUCAGCUCGAACGUGUCGCCAAGUCACGGAUUGAGAUCGACUCCGCCCGUCUCGCCGUGCUUAACGCCGCCAUCAAGAUCGAUCAGUCUAACGCCAAGGACGCCCUCAAGGAGAUCGCCGAGGUUAAGAUUCAAGUCCCUAAGACUCUCCUGGACGUCCUCGACCGCGCCAUCCAAGCGUACGGUGGUGCUGGUGUGUCACAGGAUACUCCACUGGCCAAUAUGUGGGCUAGUGGACGCACCAUGAGAAUUGUCGAUGGUCCUGAUGAGGUGCACAUGUUGCAGCUGGGCCGCAAUGAGAACAAGAGAGGCCCCAACCUCCUGAAGAGAAUUGAGGCCCAGAAGGCCAAGACGAGAGAACUGUUCAAGAGUUACGGCCUCCAAGAGAAGGAUGUCUUGGAGUUGAAGAGGGUCAGUGGCGGACAGUCAAAAUUGUAAAAGCUGCGUAUCUGCUCAUAUAGUCUGUCCUGCAUUUUGUGCAUAUAUACCUCGAGUAGGCUGAUCGAUAUCAAAGUUGCCUUCUUUUUGCCAA